This is a messenger RNA of Pterocles gutturalis (yellow-throated sandgrouse), 1197 nucleotides long. RefSeq names its product histamine H3 receptor-like. The transcript is spliced from 4 exons. Gene Ontology annotation, biological process: adenylate cyclase-activating adrenergic receptor signaling pathway. Lineage: Eukaryota; Metazoa; Chordata; Aves; Pterocliformes; Pteroclidae. The coding region runs from base 1 to 1197 and encodes 398 amino acids. The record is from RefSeq and is a predicted model, not a curated record. Gene Ontology annotation, cellular component: membrane. Gene Ontology annotation, molecular function: histamine receptor activity.
AUGGGGCUGCUGGCGCUGACCACGGUGUUGGGCAACGCGCUGGUCAUCCUGGCGUUCGUGGUGGACCGGAGCCUCCGCACGCAGGGCAACUUCUUCUUCCUCAACCUGGCCAUUGCCGACCUGCUGGUGGGCGGCUUCUGCAUCCCCCUCUACAUCCCCUACGUGCUGACGGGCGAGUGGAGGCUCGGAAGGGGCUUUUGUAAGCUUGUGAACAUAUCCAGUCACCUUGAUAAUGUUUGUUUGAAUGGAUAUUUCAGAAAUAGCUUUUCCCUGGUACUGGUAAGCUAUGACAACUUCUCUCUCUCUCAGGUCAGUUACAGGGCUCAGCAAGGGAUGACCAGAAAUGCAGUACUGAAGAUGAUCACAGUAUGGAUUGCUGCUUUUCUUCUCUAUGGUCCAGCCAUUCUCAGUUGGGAGUAUAUUGCCCAAAAGAGCAUCCUCCCUGAAGGAGAAUGUCAUGCAGAAUUCUUCUACAACUGGUAUUUCCUAAUGAUUGCCUCUACUAUUGAAUUCUUUACACCUUUCAUCACUGUCACAUAUUUUAACUUAAGUAUUUACCUCAACAUCAGGAAACGCACAUCCCUCAGAAAUGAAAACCUAUCACCUUGUCAAGAGGAUUGUGAAAUGAGUUUCCAGGGGAAAAAAAGAGAACACACCAUAUUUUUUGUAAAACCUGCUACCAGACACAAACACGAGAAGAAGAGAGCACACAGCCUAUCUCCCCCCAAAAAGGCUUCAAAGCUCAGCCUACGUAAGCUUGACAAUCAGUCAUUAAACUUGAAUGUCAAUCAAGACCUUCCACCACUUCAGGUGGAAGUCAAGACCGAACCUCAGAGGAAUGGUUUCUACAAAACUACAGAAAGCGUAUGCAACACCACCAGCAGAGUGGACAUUGCCAACACUAUGGCAAAUAGAUUUAGACUUUCUCGGGAUAAAAGAGUAGCAAAGUCUUUAGCAAUUAUUGUCUGUGUGUUUGGGUUGUGUUGGGCUCCAUAUACACUUUUGAUGAUCAUCAGAGCAGCUUGCCAUGGGCACUGUGUGCCGUAUUCAAUCUAUGAGACUUCAUUUUGGCUUCUGUGGGUGAAUUCAGCCAUUAACCCUGUUCUAUACCCACUGUGCCACAUGAGCUUUAGGAAAGCCUUUAUAAAACUCCUGUGCCCAGGAAAAGCCAAAAUUCAUCCUCAUAUUUUUAUGUGA